Solanum verrucosum is the source of this 785-nucleotide messenger RNA. RefSeq lists its product as uncharacterized. Gene Ontology annotation, molecular function: protein binding. Lineage: Eukaryota; Viridiplantae; Streptophyta; Magnoliopsida; Solanales; Solanaceae. The record is from RefSeq and is a predicted model, not a curated record. Bases 1 to 753 code for a protein of 250 amino acids. The transcript has a single exon.
AUGAGAUCAAUUUUAAGACUGCGUUUCCUUUCUUCACCAUAUCUUAUCUCACGUUUCACUCCUAAUUCUUUGCCUUUCACAUCAUCUUCUUCUUUUCCUCAUGCCCUAAUAGAACCCACAACAAGCACAAUUGCAGCCACUUCUCUGACCCAAGAAGAGCUUACACAAAUCAAUCUACUAAUCCCACGUUUGUGCUCUUCAAAUCACCUCAAAGAAGUUGCUAAUCUCAUCACAACAGCAUUUCUCACAAACCCAUCUUUAGAAUCAAUCUCUGUUUCCAUUUUCAUUCACAGACUCUCCCUUGAACCUGACCUUACACAGCCCAUGUACUUCCUCAAUCGCCUCAAGUACACCCCAAAGACUCAAUCUUUUCUAUUACCCAUUUGUAAAAUGUUAGUUUCUUUGUAUUUUAGGAACAGGGAGGCUACUAAAGGGUUAAAGAUUUUUCAUUGGGUGUCAAGGCGUGAUUUUCCUUGUCCAGUGGAUUACGGAUUGUGUGCUAUUUUGGUGAAUGGAUUUUGCAAGAAUGAUAUGGUUGUGGAGGGUUUAAAGGUUUUGAGGAUGAUGGUAGUUGGGAAUUUGAAGUUUGGGGGUAAGGUUAGGAUGUGGGUGUAUAGAAGUCUUCUGAGGGAGGCCAGGAUUAAGGAGGCUCAAGAACUGAAUGAAGCUUUGAAGUGUGUUGAGAAUGGGGACAAGGGAAAUGAUGAAGUGGUUGCUUUGUUGGAUAGUAUAAUCUCAAAUUGGAUUGAAUAGAGUGUUUAAGGUAAAUUAUUUGGCUAAUGACU